UUCUUCCGCAGAAGAGAGUCUACUACUAACCGAAAGGACUCGCAGCUCUGAAACCCGAGCGAGCGAUAUAACACGCCUCUCCUCCCCUUCCUCUUCCUCCACCCACCUUCCCCUUCCCCCCUCCCCUGCGGACGCCAGCGAGCCCAAAAUUCCCGGCCCCCGCAAGCCCUAAUCGCCCGCCGAUCCCGCCCGUACCCCGGCCGCCGCGCCCGAUCCGCCUCCGCGCUGGCCUCCCCGCGCCCCAAACCCUAGGAAUUCCGCGCGGGGGGGUGGGCGGCGGGAUGGAGGCGCUGGUGGGGAGGGCGGUGAGGAAGGCGUUCCCGGGGUUCGGGACCUACUCCGGCGUCGUGGAGUCGUACGACGCCGACGCGGGCUACUUCCGCGUGCUCUACGAGGACGGCGACUCGGAGGAGGUCGACGCCGACGAGAUGGCCGAGAUACUCGUCGGCCCCGCGAUGCCGGAGGCGCUGCAGCGGACGCCGCCGCGGGACGCCGCGGGGAGGCGGCCGAAGAAGCGCCGCCGCGGGGACGAGGAGUCCCCGUCCCCGGCCACGGGGGACGCCGUGGUGCUGGCUGUCCCCGUGGGCGGAGGGUCGUUGGAGGAUGCGGAAGUCGAGCCCGUGACGCCGGCGGAGGCGAGCGGGGUGGCGGCUCCGGCCGCGGAGAAGAAGCGGAGGGUCAGUCCAGGGCCCGUGUCGUCGUCCAGACCGCUGCGGCGGAGCGCGCGCCAGGCGAAGGCGGCCGAGCGGGCGGCUGAGAUGGAGGCCGCGGCUGCUGUAGCGGCCGCUGCGGAGGCCGCCGAGGCCGAGGCGGCCGCUGCUUCGACGCCGCAGCAGUCUGGGAGGAAGCGUCCUCGUGGAAAUGGAAGUGGACGCUAUCGGUCUGUCUCCAGGGAUUUGGAGGAAGCCGCGGUGACGAAACCGCCGCCGAAGCCUGUGCUGCCACUGAAGCCGGACCUGCCACCGUCAUCGCAGGGUUUGGAUUUGGGCGGCCUCCCUGUCCUCGACGUCUUUCAAGUCUACUCCUGCUUAAGGUCAUUUAGCAGGCAACUGUUCCUGAGCCCGUUUCCACUGGACACAUUUGUUGCUGCGCUGCAUUGCGCGUAUGUCAAUCCUUUGAUUGACUGGGUGCAUUUUGCUCUGUUGCGAGCUCUCAAGAGCCAGCUGGAAGAUUUCGCCAAUGAAGGAGACCCGUCGGCAGUACACUGCAUUAGGAAUCUUAACUGGGAGCUGUUAGACCUAGCAACUUGGCCAAUCUAUCUUGCUGAAUACUUGCUAACCAGGGGUACAGAAUUGAGGUAUGGUAUGAAGCUUACAGACUUAAAGCUGUUGAGUACAGAGUACUAUAGGCAGCCUGCAGUGGUGAAACUCGAGCUCCUGCGUGCACUCUCUGAUGAUGUUCUGGAGAUUGGGGCUAUACGGUCAAGGAUGUCAGAGUUGGAUGGAAAUGAUGAGGGCUUCAGAAGCACUGGUUUAAGAAGAAAAAAGAGGGGCUCUUCUGCCAAGGGUGCAGCGGAUGCUUCCCAGUCUCCAGAAGGCUCUGAUGAAAUGGAUGACGGUAACAGUGAUGAAUGUUAUCUUUGUGGCAUGGAUGGUAAUUUAUUGUGCUGCGAUGGCUGUCCAGCUGCCUUUCACUCAAAAUGUGUGGGGGUGGUGGAGGAUCUAUUGCCUGAAGGUGAUUGGUAUUGUCCUGAAUGUGUAAUACAGAAGAAUGAUGGAUCAAGAAAUAUGGCAGGUCCUAUGAGAGGAGCAGAGGUUCUUGGAAUCGAUCCACAUGGCCGACUAUACUUCGGCACUUGCGGCUAUCUUUUGGUGAUUGACUCAUGUGAGGGUGACCCUCCAUGUCAUUAUUAUGGUCAGGUCGAUCUUCAUUCCGUUGUUACAGUGUUGAACACAUGUCAUCCUUCAUACAGAUCAAUUGUUAAUUCAAUAUCUUCGUUUUGCGGUACUGCAAUUGAGUCACCCAAUCCUAACGGUCGGUAUCAGAGUAGCAGGGAAUGCAGUACAUCUGAUGCUGAGACAAACUGCAGACAUUCAUCACGAUUGAAGGAAUGUAGUGAACAUGACCAAUUUAUGGUAGAACAGGACAACUCCUUUGAACAAUUGGAUUCUGGAAAAGCUUGUACCUCAAAUUCUGAUCAAUUAGAUCAAGAUUUGUCACUCAAGAGCAUCACAUUUAGAUCUGCACUUAUGUCUCGAAGUGGAAAUGCUGCUGAAGGUGAUUCAAAUCAAAUACCUCAAAAUAGAUCCUCAAGUGCUAAGAAUGAUCACUGCAGUUCCCAGGAAGACUUUGUUUAUUCACAUGCUAAUGAUUUAUCUUCAGAGAAUCAGAAAGAUUCACCACCUAAGAAAAAACAAAGUGAUUGGCAUCUCCAUUCAGAUCUUGUUAGUUACAUAAACUAUUACAGCUUUGGUCAAAUAGCAGCAUCAGCUGCUGAAGAGCUAAAACACAAGCUGUCUGAAAACAAGGAAGGGAAGAAACCUGUUCAGGAUGCACUCUCCUUCCAUCUGAGAACAAUAUGUAAAAAAUACGCUAGCAUUUUUGCGCUAACUGAUCAAAAGCUUUCUGUCGAGCUGCUUAAAGAAAAAUGCGGAUGGUGCAAUUCCUGCCAAAUCAGUGGCGGCGUCGACUGCAUUUUUAAAGUAACUGAUGUUAAAUGUAUGGAAGGCCAUAAGCCACAUACUUUUGGUGUCGGAGCAGUAAAAAAUAUGGAAAGUCAUAUCAUCCUUGCUAUCCACAGCAUUUUGUCAAUUGAAGAAAGGUUGAAUGGUUUGCUGACUGGUCCUUGGCAAAAUCCACAAUAUAGCAUUUAUUGGCGUAAGGCAGUUCUCAAGGCUUCAGAUGUAUCAUCACUUAAGCAGCCUCUUCUAAUGUUAGAGUCCAGUCUGCGACGUGUUGCCAUUUCUGUGGAAUGGCAGAAACCAGCAGACUCUGUUGAAGUGGUUGGUUCUGCAGCUCAUAUAUUAGUCCGUUCAUCUAAUAAAUCUCUAAGUCAUGGAAGUGCUAGAAAGCCUGGGAGAAAGCCAUCUGCUAAUGGUGAACUUAAAGUUGACUCUCGUGAUGUUGGUGUUUAUUGGUGGAGGGGUGGAAAAUUAUCUCGUCAAGUGUUUCAUUGGAAGAGGUUGCCUCAGUCACUGGUCCACAAAGCUGCUCGGCAAGCGGGACGAAGGAAAAUUCCCACGAUUUUAUACACCGAUGGUUCACAAUUUGCCCGGAGGUUCAAAUACAUAGCUUGGCAAGCUGCUGUGGAAAUGGCAGAAAAUGUGGCCCAGCUCAUUCUGCAGAUUAAAGAGCUUGAAUGGAAUAUAAAGUGGACUGAGAUACUGGGCACUCUCCCUUCUAGCCUCAUGACCAAGGAAACACAGAAAAUAGCAAGGCUUUUUAAGAAAGUUAUAAUUCGCAGAAAACACAUAGAAGGAACAAAUGUUGAAUAUCUACUUGAUUUUGGAAAGAGAGAGAACAUUCCUCCUGUUAUCUCUAAACAUGGAACUAAAUUUGAGGAGCCCUCUAGCGAGAGGAACAGGUACUGGUUAAAUGAAGGCCAUGUCCCUCUGAAUCUGUUGAAGGCAUAUGAAGCCAAAGCGUUCGCUCGCUUACUGAAAAAGAAAGAAACUGAUGAACUUCCUAAUAAGACUAAGAAGAUGCGUGACUCCAAACCCAAAAUUCCAAAAAAGACUGGGUUUGCUUACCUCUUUGAAAGAGCAGAAAAAAGAUCCCCCGGGCUUUGUGGUCAUUGUAACAAAGAAGUAGUUGCAAGUGAAGCUGUGAACUGCCAGUAUUGUGCAGCUCUCUUCCAUAGAAAACAUUUCAAGGUUCCUAGGGGUGCUGCAGAUGCUGUUUAUGUUUGCAACAAGUGCUUAGCUGAAAAGGUCUUAAAGGUGAAGUCUCCUCAGAAAAAGGCUGCACCAAAGAAGCCAUCUCCUAAAAAGAAGCAAAGGAAACAAAAGAAGCAAUCACGCAAGAUUGUGACUAGGAGAAAUCAGAUAGUUCUCAAAUACAAGAAAAUUGGCAAAAAGGGUAAGCGUGGUCGGCCAAGGAAGAACCCACUUGCUCCGUCAAAGAAUGAAUUGCCAAAGACAUGUGAGAGUGAACCAUCAAAUGUGCCCAAAAAUGAACCAGUAAAACGUAUAUCAAAACGAUUGUAUGACAAGUACAUGAAAGGCAACACAAAUGUAUCCGAGCAUGCUGCCAGCUGUCGCAAGAGGAAGCGGACUGCUUUGCAGUAUUCAUACUGGUCGAAUGGCCUUCGAUGGACACAAAAUCCACAUGAUGAAAGGGCAAGAAGUUUUAGGAAAGAAAGAGUACUUUUUCCAUCGAAAGAUGCUGAAAUGUCUGAAGUUGGCCCAGUAUGCUCUUUGUGUGAGAAAUGCUACAGUGAAGAGGAUAUUUAUAUUGCUUGUGAACAAUGUGAAGAUUGGUUUCAUGGGGAUAUAUACUCUGUUACCAUUGAGAAUGUGAACAAUCUCAUUGGUUUCAAGUGCCAUGGAUGCCGUCUGAGAAGUCUACCUGUCUGUCCAUAUGCACAGACUGUAACAAUUCUGAAAGGUCAGUCAGAUAAGGAUCACGGUAUCAAGUUUGUAGAGGACGAGGAGCAUAGCAUAGACAAUUUUGUAGAGGAAGAGGUCCCCAGUUGUCCAAAUGAUCUUGGUGCUCUUGGUAGUCAGAAAGAUCUUCAUGAUCAUAGCAAUCUGAAAGAGGUUGACAUUGAGAAAAGGCCCAACGGUCAUAUUACCGAGAAAGAGCUCAGUGAUAAUAAUUGUCAAGAAGAGCUGAAUGAUCCUAGCAAUCUGAAAGAGAUUGACACACAUAGCACCGAGAAAGAACUUGAUGCUAAUAAAAGUUUGAAAGAGCUAGAUGCCCAUAAUGAAUUGAAAAUGCUUGGCAGUCCUGGCUCUGAGAAAGAGCUCAACAGUCACAUCAAUUUGAAAGAUCUUGACAGCUGCAGGACUCACAAAGAGGUUAAGAAUCAUAAUUGUCUGAACGAACUAGAUGAACAUUACAAUUGGAAAGGGCUUGAUGCCCAUAAAAGUCAAGAGGAGCUUGAUGGUACUGCAAGUAGCAACUUUGCUACUGAAGAAACACAAUGUCUUAUGGAACUUGACGGUUUUAAUAGCCUGAAGCUUGACAGUCAUAACAAUUUGGAAGAGCUUAAUAAUCAUAACCAUCCAGAAGAGAGUGAUAAUAAAAACAUUUUGAAAGGGCUGGACAAUAAUAGAAGCCAAAAAGAUUCAGGUGACUUUCUAGCUGAACACUUCAACGACAUUAGGAUAUCUGGCAAAGAGGCAUUGGCCAUUACACCUGGAACUGGUUCAGUCAAGGAAUCUCUUGCUUUGCAAUCCAAGGAUGAUUCUGAGAAGACUGUUCCUGCUGAGCAUGAGAUUGGCCUUCAGGUGGUGGUGACUUUAUAGUGUACUGUGGACAGAAGUAACCUUUCACCUUCAGCAUGAGUACCCUUAGCCCCACAGCUUAUUGUUUGCUGCUCUGGUUGAAAAUUCUGUUGGCUGUCAACUCAAAUUGCUUCACAGCAGUAAUCUACAAUAAGGAAAAGGAUAUUUUAGGAUUCCCUUUGGGAAAUAUUCUGAUUGGACUAGCCAAGCAUUAGAAUAAUUGACCUCUUGAGGUUAAGCUAUAGCAUUCUCGAUAGGGCUGACAUAGGGAAUAGUUAGGUACCAUUUCCUUCCCAUGCUUCACAUUACCAGUCAGAAUAUUGGAGUCAUGUUGCUCAAGAUCGUGCAAUAAUUUGGAUAUCUCCAAGCACAAGCGGCUGGUAUUUUGUUGCCCUGUUAUAUACUGAUGUUCAAGGAAGGAGAUAGCAGUCACUGCCACCGCCAAGCAUGAGGAGGCAUUCCCUUUCCCCAUGAUUUCUUUUGUGGACCCUUAGAUAUUGCACCAGAUCAACAAGCCAACCAGAUGAUUCAUUCUUUCAAAUUGCUUCUAACAGUCCGUCGCAAUUGUUAUUUGUAUGUGCUGCAAGGGGAUUCAUCUCGACAGGGUUAAUUAGAUUUUGUAUAGGUUUGCAUUAGCCUUUUCAGUUACAGGGUUAACUCUAGCAUGGCAUCGGUUUGUACAAUGCUGUUUUGCUCAUCUUGUCACAUUCUGCUUCGGUGACGACGUUAUAGAAGCUAACAAUACUGGUAGAUGUAUAUCCAACUGUUAGAUUAUGAUCGAUUCUUUUUUUAUAUUGCG
Messenger RNA from Panicum hallii, 6186 nucleotides. Its product is annotated as DDT domain-containing protein PTM. The transcript is spliced from 10 exons. NCBI's taxonomy places the organism in Eukaryota, Viridiplantae, Streptophyta, Magnoliopsida, Poales, Poaceae. The record is from RefSeq and is a predicted model, not a curated record. Bases 282 to 5408 code for a protein of 1708 amino acids.